GAGCGAGCGAGAGAGAGAGGGCGGCUACGGCGGCCGAGGAGGCUCCUAAGGGCCCAGAAGGCGAAGCUCGGCCUGGCUCAUGGCGGCUCACCUGAAGAAGCGGGUCUACGAGGAGUUCAGCAAAGUGGUGGUCCAGCAACAACAGCAUGAAGAAGUUUCGGCUAAAAAACUCCGGCUAACCAAACCCAGCAAAUCUGCCGCCCUUCACGUAGAUCUUUGCAAAGCCACUUCGCCAGCCGAUGCGUUGCAAUACCUGCUUCAGUUUGCCAGGAAACCCGUGGAGGCUGAAAGUGUGGAAGGCGUUGUGCGAAUCUUGCUGGAACAUUAUUACAAGGAAACCGAUCCCUCCGUGAGAUUGAAAAUUGCUUCCUUGCUGGGCCUGUUGUCAAAAACUCCUGGCUUUUCUCCUGACUGCAUUCUGGAUGAUGUCAUUAACACUCUCCAAACUGAAAAAUCCCACCAAGUUCUGGCUCAGCUUUUGGAUACCUUGCUGGUGAUUGGGAAGAAGCUUCAAGAGAACCCUUCAGUGCGGGGACAUCUCGUAGACGUGGCUUGCAAGCAUCUGACGGAUUCCUCGCACGGUGUAAGGAACAAAUGCCUGCUCCUGAUUGGCUGCCUGGGGACAGUGGAGAAAGGUGACAGCUCGAAGGAAGUGGAACGCCAGUCUCCCAAAGAUGUGCAGAAGAUCAUCGGGGAUCACUUCAGCGACCAGGAUCCACGAGUGAGGACUGCAGCUAUCAAAGCUAUGUUGCAGCUCCACGAAAGGGGAUUAAAGUUGCAGCAAGCCAUUUAUAACCAGGCUUGCAAACUCUUAAUGGAUGAUUACGAACAGGUCCGGAGCGUCGCGGUGCAACUCACUUGGGUCCUUAGCCAGCUUUACACAGAAAGCAUUGUCCCCAUCCCAUCUUCCAACGAAGAAAUCCGGCUGGUGGACGAUGCUUUCGGGAAGAUCUGUCACAUGGUCAGCGACGGCUCUUGGGUUGUGAGAGUCCAGGCUGCUAAGCUAUUGGGGUCUAUGCAGCAAGUUAGUUCUCAUUUUUUAGAACAGACCUUGGACAAGAAGCUGAUGUCAGAUUUGAGGCGCAAACGCACCGCCCACGAACGGGCUAAAGAGCUGUACAGUUCCGGGGAGUUCUCUAGUGGCAGGAAAUGGGGGGACGACGCCCCGAAAGAAGAAAUAGACACGGGAGCCGUGAACCUCAUUGAAUCGGGAGCCUGUGGAGCUUUUGUCCACGGCCUGGAAGACGAGAUGUACGAGGUCCGGAUUGCGGCCGUGGAAGCCCUCUGCAUGCUGGCCCAGUCUUCGCCCUCUUUUGCCGAGAAGUGCCUCGAUUUCCUGGUCGACAUGUUUAACGACGAGAUCGAGGAAGUGAGGCUGCGGUCGAUCCACACCAUGAGGAAGAUUUCCAACAACAUCGCUCUGCGGGAGGAUCAGCUGGACACGGUGCUGGGCGUCUUGGAGGACUCCUCCCGAGAUAUCAGGGAAGCCCUGCACGAGCUUCUGUGCUGUACCAACGUCUCGACCAAGGAAGGCAUCCAUCUUGCCUUGGCGGAGCUGCUGAAAAACCUCGCCAAGUACCCGACGGACAGGGACUCUAUCUGGAAGUGCUUAAAAUUUCUGGGAGGCAGGCACCCCACUCUGGUGCUCCCACUCGUCCCUGAAUUGUUGGGGACCCACCCUUUCUUCGACACCCCAGAACCAGACAUGGAUGAUCCGGCUUAUAUCGCGGUCUUGGUUCUUAUUUUCAACGCUGCCAAAUCCUGCCCAACGAUGCCGGCGCUCUUCUCGGACCACACCUUCCGGCACUACGCCUACCUUCGGGAUAGUCUCUGGCACCUUGUGCCGCCUUUGCGGCUGCCUGGGAAAAAGAUAGCCUCUUCUUCCGGCCCUGCCAGCCUCACCCUUCAAGAAGAUCCUUCUCAGGAAUUUCUACAGCAGAGCCUCGAAAGAGUUUUCAGUCUUCAGCAUCUGGAUCCACAGGGCACUCAGGAGCUGCUGGAAUUCACCAUUCGGGACCUCCAGAGGUUUGGAGAAUUGCAGUCCGACUUAGCUGGCAUGGCUGACUUCUCUGCCGCUUACCUACGCUGCCAGCUCCUUCUCAUUAAGGCUCUGCAGGAAAAACUCUGGAACGUCGCAGCUCCCCUUUACGUGAAACAGAACGCUCUGGCCUUAGCUGCAGCUCGGCAGAUUAUGGAAGAAACAUACAAGAUGGAGUUCAUGUACAGCAACGUGGAGCAUCGGCAAGUGGUCAUCAUCCACCAUAUGAGGCUGCAGGCCAAGGCCCUGCAGUUGAUUGUGACCGUGCGGACAACGAGAGGGGUGGAACCGCUCGGGAUAUGCGAGAAAUUUUUGCAGGAAGUGGACUCUUUUCAAAGGUGUUUUAUUUCUGAGCUGCCUCAGAUGCAGGGCAGCUUUGUGGAUAAGCUUCUUGACCUGAUGCCCAGGUUGGUCACCUCCAAGCCUUCAGAGGUAGUGAAGAUCCUCCGGGUGACCUUGAGACAGAGUAAUUUCCUUCGCCUUCCAUUGCCAGAGAAGGUCCACCGAGCAACUGCCACCAUUAUUGAACCCACGGGAGAGUCCGACAAUCCCCUGCGCUUCACGUCAGGGUUAGUUGUUGCUCUGGAUGUGGACGCCACUCUGGAACACGUGCAAGAUCCACAAAGCACAGUGAAAGUUCAGAUUAUGUAUCCUGAUGGCCAGUCCCAGGUGAUCCACCCGAAACCGGCAGAUUUUAGAAACCCUGGUCCAGGAAGGCACCGGUUAAUUACUCAGGUUUAUCUCUCACAUACUGCCUGGACAGAACCUUGUCAAAUCGAACUCCGUCUUCUACUGGCCUACAGUUCGGACAGAACCAAAGCCUCCGUAGGCCUCUCGCGGUCCGCCUGGGGAGACAGCACGGAUCUCCUGCCCCCAUCCGAGGGCAGCAUCGAAGGGACUCUCCUGUUCGGCAAACCGGUCAAAGUUUAUAUUAUGCCCAAGCCUGCCAGACGGUGAAAGCUGUCGUUGCAAAAUCGUUUUCCUUUUUUUUUUUUUUUUUUUUGGGAGGGGAAGAGAUUUCAGAAGUUGGUAGGACUUCCGUAAAGACCAUCGAAGUGGACGAGGCAGACGGGACAAGUUAAAACUCGGCUCUCUUCUCUGCUUGCGGAACUGCUGGAAAGGGAAGCGGUCAAAGAAGUUGCUACUCGGACUUCGCUACGGUGGUUUACUCCGUCGCUCGGCAGCCUCCUUAAAUGCAAAAUGGUUUUGGUCCAGCUUGCCCAGCCAAGAGUUCUGCAGUCCAAAACAUCUGGAGGGGGAGGGGGUGUCUGGUUGGGAAAAUCUGGAUCUCGGUCACUCUCCUUUGGCCUUUCUUUAAACUUACGACCUAUUCAGAAAGUAAGUCCUAGCUUGAUUUUUUACACGGGGAUCCAAUAUAAGCCCUACCCCCAAAAUAAGCCCUAAUUAAGACCCCGCCCACUCCAGGGUGCACAGGUAAAAAUUAAGCUAGGGUGGGGAAUGGGGUCUGCGUGGAGCUGCCCUGCUAUAAUUACCUUGGGACACUUGCAGCCAGUCUUUGCACACCUCGGCCCAUUUUUUUCUGCAGCCGGCAAGGCUUUUCCGAAGGUUUCUGUAGCCGAUAACAAGAGCUUCGGAUCGAUCCGGAGCUCUGUUAUCGGCUGCAGAGGCCUUCGGGAAAGAAGAGUUCCGAUAGCGUAAAAGAGGUUGGGGGCGACACACACAAAUGAGGUGAGUGAGUGGACAACACCUCCCGCCCCGAAAAUAAGACCUGGUGCUAUUUUUGGUGGUUAAAAAAAAAUAUGAGACAGGGUCUUAUUUUCGGGGGAAACACGGUAGGAUGGUGGACAGUGUUUCUUUUAGCAACUUUUUUUUUACACGGUGGUGAAAUGAGGGACAAAACCAUCAAAAUUUCUCAUCUCAAUCUUUUAAGAAGUUGGUGGACUUGAUGCGAAGAUCCCAGUUGACAUGUUGAGAUACAGAAAAACCGUUCUGGCAUCUGGACUGGUCUCCGAAUGUACCAUUUUAUCUCGGGUUAUGUGGGGCCAGUGGAAUAAAUGGGAAGAGACGUUGUGUGCGAUUCUCUUUUUGAGACGGAAACUUCUCCCGGGCAAAGAUGCUUUCAGGUGAUCUUGUGGUUUCGUUUUCACACAACUUGGGAACCCAUCAUUUAAUAUUUUUUGACAUUUAUUAAAAUAGCACUGUGCCUCC
Messenger RNA from Pantherophis guttatus, 4207 nucleotides. RefSeq names its product integrator complex subunit 4 (gene INTS4). Gene Ontology annotation, cellular component: integrator complex. NCBI's taxonomy places the organism in Eukaryota, Metazoa, Chordata, Lepidosauria, Squamata, Colubridae. The record is from RefSeq and is a predicted model, not a curated record. Gene Ontology annotation, biological process: snRNA processing.